AUGAGCAGUCUGUUCGCGGGACUCUUUCGCAGAGCUCCUCAGACAUCAGCAAUUGCAUCCAAAUUCCCAUUCACAGCCGAGACGAACCCAUACCGUUGCAAACGCACCUGGCCUCCCGACUUCACGCACCUAUCCGCCAAGCACCAAUUCCGCCUUGAACGUCGCUACAGAAGGAGAUCAAAAUUGAAGUGGGCACGGCCGACCUGGACAAAAGGGGUUAAGCUGGCUCAAUGGGGAAGCAUUGUCUUCGUCCUGAUAUACGGCGUGCUCUUUAUGCAGGUGGACGACGGCAGGACACCUUUCGACGGAGUAAGUGAACAUACGACGCAUUGCAACCAACACGGUGAGCUGAAUCGUCAUGACUUCAGAUCAGGGCCUGGUAUAACGAGCAAAUGGGGAACACCAAUUCCCCAAAUCGACCAGAACUACCUGCAGGCGACAACAGUCCUGUUUCGAGGAGACAGCCAUCUUGA
This is a messenger RNA of Lecanosticta acicola, 473 nucleotides long. NCBI's taxonomy places the organism in Eukaryota, Fungi, Ascomycota, Dothideomycetes, Mycosphaerellales, Mycosphaerellaceae. The record is from the annotation of a GenBank genome assembly.